Messenger RNA from Propithecus coquereli (Coquerel's sifaka), 6997 nucleotides. It is a transcript of the gene LMTK2, whose product is annotated as lemur tyrosine kinase 2. NCBI's taxonomy places the organism in Eukaryota, Metazoa, Chordata, Mammalia, Primates, Indriidae. The transcript is spliced from 14 exons. Gene Ontology annotation, molecular function: ATP binding; protein kinase activity. The record is from RefSeq and is a predicted model, not a curated record. Bases 128 to 4552 code for a protein of 1474 amino acids. Gene Ontology annotation, biological process: protein phosphorylation.
AGCAACGUGUGCUCAGAAGCAGCCGGCGCGGGUGCCGUUGAGGCAGCGGAGGGAGGCAGGACCGACUGACGGACGGACAGAAGGAAGGCGACCUGAGAGCGGGUCCCGGAGCCGCGCGGUGGGCGAGAUGCCGGGGCCGCCGGCCCUGCGGCUGCUGCUGCUGCUGCUCCUGGCCACCGGCAGUGCCGGGGCCGCGCCACUUCCGCAAACAGGUGCAGGGGAGGCACCUGCUGCAGAAGUUUCCUCAUCUUUUGUGAUCCUAUCUGUGUGCAGUUUCGUGAUAUUAAUUGUGUUAAUUGCAAACUGUGUAUCCUGCUGUAAGGACCCAGAGAUAGACUUUAAGGAAUUUGAAGAUAAUUUUGAUGAUGAGAUAGAUUUCACACCACCAGCAGAAGAUACUCCCUCUGUCCAAUCUCCAGCAGAGGUCUUCACACUUUCAGUACCAAAUAUUUCACUACCAGCUCCAUCACAAUUCCAGCCUUCUGUAGAAGGUUUGAAGUCUCAAGUUGCCCGCCAUAGUCUAAACUACAUACAGGAAAUUGGAAAUGGCUGGUUUGGAAAGGUCCUCCUUGGAGAGAUUUACACAGGCACUAGCGUAGCAAGAGUAAUAGUGAAGGAGUUAAAAGCAAGUGCAAGCCCAAAGGAACAAGAUACUUUUUUGAAAAACGGAGAACCUUACUAUGCCCCGCUGGCCUGUCUUCAGGGUGAUCUGAAAGCGUAUCUGCGCACGGAGCAGGGGCACAUGCGGGGAGACGCGCAGACCAUGCUGCUGCAGAGGAUGGCGUGUGAGAUCGCCGCGGGGCUGGCCGCCAUGCACAAGCUGCACUUCCUGCACAGUGAUUUAGCCCUGCGGAAUUGUUUUCUUACCUCUGACUUAAACGUUAAAGUGGGAGAUUAUGGAAUAGGAUUCAGCAGGUACAAGGAGGAUUACAUUGAAACAGAUGAUAAAAAAAUUUUCCCUCUGCGAUGGACUGCUCCAGAAUUAGUAACCAGCUUUCAAGACAGACUACUAACUGCAGAUCAAACUAAGUAUAGUAAUAUUUGGUCCCUGGGUGUGACACUUUGGGAGCUUUUUGAUAAUGCUGCUCAACCAUAUUCCAACCUUUCCAACUUAGAUGUCCUCAAUCAAGUCAUUAGAGAGAGAGACACAAAGCUCCCCAAGCCCCAGCUGGAGCAGCCUUAUUCUGAUAGAUGGUAUGAAGUUUUGCAGUUCUGUUGGCUGUCGCCAGACAAGAGACCAGCAGCGGAAGACGUGCACAGACUGCUAACUUACCUGCGCAUGCAAAGCCAGCGGGACUCGGAAGUUGACUUCGAACAACAGUGGAACGCUCUUAAGCCAAAUACGAACAGCAGAGAUGCUUCCAGCAAUGCUGCUUUCCCAAUCCUUGACCAUUUUACUCGGGAUCGGCUGGGCCGUGAAAUGGAGGAAGUCCUCACCGUGACCGAGACGAGCCAAGGACUGAGCUUUGAGUACGUCUGGGAGGCGGCGAAGCAUGAUCAUUUCGAUGAGCACAGUCGGGGCCACCCAGACGAAGCCUUGUCCUACACAAGCAUCUUCUAUCCAGUUGAAGUGUUUGAGAGCUCCCUUUCCGAUCCUGGGCCUGGGAAACAGGAUGACAGUGGCCAGGAUGUCCCCCUGAGGGCCCCCGGAGUGGUUCCUGUUUUUGAUGCUCACAACCUUUCUGUGGGAAGUGACUAUUAUAUCCAAUUAGAAGAAAAAAGUAGUAGCAACUUGGAGCUUGAUUACCCUCCUGCGCUGCUCACGACAGAAAUGGACAAUCCCGAAAGGAUGGGUGCGGAGCCACCCCAGGGUGCAGCGCAUAGGAGCCUGGAAUUAGAGGAGUCUAGUACCGACGAGGACUUCUUCCAAAGCAGUACGGACCCCAAAGAUGCGAGCUUACCUGAGGACGUACAUGUUCCCAGUGGCCCUGAGAGCCCUUUCAACAGUAUAUUUAAUGAUCUGGACAAAUCGGAGGAUUUGCCCAGCCACCAAAAAAUAUUUGACUUAAUGGAACUAAACGGCGUUCAAGCUGACUUUAAGCCUACCACUUUAAGUUCAAGUUUGGAUAACUCCAAAGAGUCUGUAAUAACUGACCACUUUGAAAAGGAAAAGUCCCAUAAGCUUUUUGACUGUGAUCCUCUUUGUCUGUCAGAAAAUCUUAUGCACCAAGAUAAUUUUGAUCCAUUGAAUGUUCAAGAAUUGUCAGAAAACUUUUUAUUUCUUCAAGAGAAAAACUUACUAAAAGGCUCAUUGUCUAGCAAAGAACAUGUCAGUGAUCUUCAAACAGAGCUUAAGAAUGCUGGUUUUACUGAAACUAUAUUAGAAACUUCACCUAGAAACUCUUUAGAUACCGAGCUUAAGUUUGCUGAAAAUAAACCAGGCUUUACUUUGUUACAGGAAAACCUCGGCGCAAAGGGCAAAGAUACGGACGUUGUGCUCACAGACAGCACUCCAAGCGCCUCGUUGCUGUCCUCCCCGGAAGUGCAGGUACCUCCUACCUCACUCGAAACAGAAGAAACGUCUCACAGUGUACCUCCAGGUUCAUUCUUGCACCAGGGAGAAACCAAACCCGCAUGUUUAGAUGUCAGUGUCUCUGAGGACUGUCUCUGCCAGGACGUCAGUGCAGACACUGGGACUGUCCCAGUUGAAAUUCUCUCAACUGACGCCAAAACUCACAGCGUUGGCGACGGGUCCCAGGACUCGACUCGCCAAGGCGAAGAGACCUUGGGAGUAACCAAAAGUGAGUCAGUUGUUGAUAUUCUUCCUAGUAAAGUGAGUAUAGGGAGUAGUCAUCCUGAAUUAGGACAGAACUUACAAAAUAAACCGUUUUCAGAAGACCGUCAUAGUAAUAGUUUGCUGGAGAAAAACUUGGAAGCUGUGGAGACUUUAAAUCAGCUCAAUUAUAAAGAUGCUACAAAAGAAGCAGGCUUGGUGUCCGCCCUUUCCUCGGACUCUACCAGUCAAGACAGCCUCUUAGAAGACAGCUUGUCAACACCCUUUCCGGCCUCGGAGCAGUCGGUGGAAACCCCAGACUCCUUAGAGUCAGUGGAUGUCCAUGAGGCGUUACUGGAUUCUUUAGACUCUCACACUCCUCAGAAACUCUUGCCCCCUGAUAAGCCAGCAGACAGUGGCUACGAAACAGAGAACUUGGAGUCGCCUGAGUGGACUUUGCACCCUGCUCCCGAGGGUACCUCCAACUCAGACUUGGCCUCAGUGGGUGACGGCGGUCAAACCAGUUUGCCUCCCAACCCGGUCAUUGUCAUCUCAGAUGCAGGCGAUGGCCACAGAGGUACCGAUGUGACUUCACAGACUUUUGCACCUGGCUCCCAGAGUUCAUAUCGAGACUCAGCAUACUUCUCAGAUAAUGACUCUGAGCCCGACAAAAAGUCUGAGGAGGUCCCAGGAACCUCCACGUCAGCCUUGGUGUCAGUACAGGGCCCAUCCCUGCCCGAGCCAGUCAGCCCAGAGCAGAAUCCUGAUGCCGAGGGUAGUUUCCUGGAAAGCACAGAGAGCCAGCUGGCUCAGAGUUGUCUGCCUGCUUUGCAGAAUUCCAGUCACCUGGAAUUAAGAGAAACGCUGGAGCCACCACAGGCUGAUGUUUCCAAACAGAUGCAUCCUGCAGACGACGAGGCUGGCAGUCCCUUGAGUUUGCUGCAUCCAGAACUUAGCAGCAGCGAUGACUUUGAGACACAGGAAGAUUGCCCCUGCACCCUCACUUCCACCGGAACCAAUACUAAUGAACUCCUCGCGUAUGCAAGUUCGGCAGUGGAUAAGUCCCUAAGCGGCCACUCCGACAGCCCCAAGUUGAAGGAGCCAGAUAUCGAGGGGAAAUACCUGGGGAAGCUCGGUGUGUCGGGGAUGCUCGACCUCUCUGAGGACGGGAUCGACGCGGACGAGGAGGACGAAAACAGCGACGAUUCUGAUGAGGACCUGAGGGCCUUCAACCUGCACAGCCUCAGCUCCGAGUCAGAAGAGGAGACUGAGCACCCUGUGCCCGUGAUCCUCAGCAAUGAGGAUGGGAGACACUUGCGCAGUUUGCUGAAGCCCUCGGCAGCCGCGGCCACCGACCAGCUACCUGAUAGCUGGAAGAAAGAAAAGAAGGCGGUCACGUUUUUUGAUGAUGUCACAGUUUACCUGUUUGACCAGGAGACCCCAACCAAAGAGCUGGGGCCCUGCGGAGGAGAGGCGCGUGGCCCUGAGCUGAGCAGCCCAGCACCGUCCUCAGGCCCACCCUACCUGAGCAGGUGCAUAAAUUCCGAAAGCUCCACGGAUGAAGAAGGUGGAGGCUUUGAAUGGGACGAUGACUUCUCCCCAGACCCUUUUAUGUCAAAGACAACAAGUAACCUUCUCUGCUCCAAGCCUUCUCUGCAAACGUCAAAAUACUUCUCGCCGCCACCGCCAGCCCGGGGCGCAGAGCAGAGCUGGCCCCACGUGGCGCCCUACUCCAGGUUCUCCAUCUCCCCCGCCAACAUCGCCAGCUUCUCUCUCACGCACCUGACUGACUCGGACAUUGAGCAAGGAGGAAGCAGUGAAGACGGAGAAAAAGACUAGGCGGCUGCCGACGCGCUCUCAGGUCGGAGGCUGCUCUCCAGAGCUGCAGUCCCGUGUCCUCGGCCCAAGCAGUGCCGUCCCCUCCACAUUUGCUGCGGCGAGAUUGGGAGAGCGGGAGAGCGCACCAGGAGAAGGCAAACGCCCUGCGCUGCGUCCGAGGCGGGGCCCUGGGGGAGCCCCAGUGGGGAGCGUGGCCGUGGCCGUGUCCCAGCAGCUGGUGUCCCUCAGCUCCGCGCACCCGCGGCUGCUCUCACACUUGAAGUGCUCACAUGGUGGUCGUUCUGGGGAAGCGCCCACACCACCUCCGUGCGCGGCACCGGUGUGUCUGUGCUCCAGGUGGGUGUUCUCUGCGUCUACACCUGUACACCCGGUCCCCGCACGGGCGCGGCAGAGGACGCACUGGGGAAAUGGUCACGAGUGAGCCAUAUUUAUUACUUUUAAAGAAAUCACUAAUUGCUUUCUGUAAUUGCACUGUGGAUAAAUGUUAAGAGUCUCCAAUGUUGUACAGAAUCUUAAAUUAUUCAAGGAAAAUAAGGCAGGUCAAGCUGGUGCUACCCACUAGUUUGAUUUUUUUUCUGUUCUAUAGUUUGCUCUGCAUGGUACCUGUAAAGCUUAAAUAUUUUGAGUGUUAUGCUGUCCUUGGAAUUGUUGGAGUUGUACAUAUGGUACUCUUUCAUGAAUGAUAAUGAUUCUGAAUGUUAGUGUUUUAUGUUCUUAUAGGAAAUAUUUUCAAUGAGUCCAGAAAUACCACUCUGUUGUGUUGAUGGAAGCAAACACAUUUUUGUCUCUUGUCUACAAGGUGGUUUCUCUGCAGCAAAUGAGGCUUCUCUCUGAGGAGCUGAAGGGUCUUGCAGCCUCUCCGUGCAAUUCUCCCACCCCAGCUCCCAACUUUUAAAAACCCUUUUGGUAAAAAUGGACUGGCGGUGUACCCCAGAACUCGGUGCCCUGGCCCUCGCCCUCCUGCCUGUGUCUAGGAGGCUGACUGCUGUGUAGCUUCAGUGUUCUCGUGAGUCUGUCCUUCCAGAAGCCAGGACUCGGAGGAAGAUGCAUCUCCACAGAGGGCUCUGGUUGUUGAGGAUGGUUUAAUUGUUUGUACACUUCAGGUGUUGUUGAUUUGAGCUUUUUAAAAAAAUCUCCACAGCUGAAUUUUCCCCUUGGAGCCACUCCAAGUCACGUCCAGGUGUGGCCAGUCUCUUUGUAGCCUCGGAGAUACACUACAGCCUGCACCUGUGGGGGCAAGGGCAGCGCCUCAGCAGCUGACACGUCCAACUGGUUGGGACCUUGAGUGGCCCUGUGUGGCCCCAGGGCUUAUCUGGACGGACCCUUCCCUUCUGCAUUAGGCACCAAGUUCUCUUGCUUUGAAAGGGACCGAUGUUUCCAGUGCAGCUUCAUGGUGUUGGCAGGAACCGGUGUUCACAGCGCAAGGCCGACAUCAUCCAGCCCUCGGUGAGCUCUGCCCUGACAUGAGGAAGCCUCCGGUGGCCGGUGCAGCAUACUGUGCUGAGGGAGUCACCAUUGGUACCAGCUGGGUCCACAGGCCCGUGGCCCCCUCACACUGGCCCUUCACCCCAGAUAUUUUCCGGUGCUGAUGUGCUUUCCAGACCUGGUGUAACCCCGGGCCGGCUCUCCAGGCCCAGGCGGGGGCUGCCCAGUGUAAAUCGGAGGAACUCGGGUUCUAGUGCAAAAUGCAGAUGUGGACAUGGCCAGAGUUUAUAUAGCAAAUUACAACCUUUAGUACCAGUUCUGGUUCGCUCCACUAGUUUUUUAUACUAAGCAAUAAUUUUCCAAAGCAAGAAAAUGUAGAAUGAAGAGAGUCCCCUGACCCCCAGCCUGGUGUGAACACAGUGUGCUCUCCUGGGCUGUGCAGACAGCACUGGUUCUUGUGACGUGCGUAUGUUUUUUUAAAAAAUUAACAGGGCAUUAGAAGAUGAUUUUGCCAAAAUUGUCAUAACUCACAGUUUCUUGCUAUGGAGACUUCCUGAGUUUUCUGAAUUUUUACAUCUAACUGCCACUCUUGGUUGACAGAGAAAUGAGAGGUGACUGUACUCAUUUUUCCAAAUUAUAGACUUACGGAGUUCAGAUUUAAUGAGUAAAAAUCAAGAAGAUCCAUAGGAUAUAUAGUCUUCAUACACAGUCAGCCUAGGAUAAAUUUAUUGAUAUUUUGGGAUUGUACAUUUUUCACUAUGAUUAAGGAGAUUUUAACAACAUAAUUCCCAAUUUUAUUUUAAGUCUAUAUCACUCUCACAAUUGCCAAAACAUUUUAUACAUUGAGUCUGGGGGGUGGGUAGAGUAGUGGUGUUGCAUGGAAGGGAAGAUUUAUAUUUAUAAUAAAUAUGUGAGUAAACAUGUUUUUUUGAAAUCUCAAGCAAUACACAGGAAAUUUAAGUAGAUUGAAAUUUUCAGCCCAUUUUUAAAAUGUCAGCAUGUACUUUGUUCGAUUCAGUU